Molecule: messenger RNA, 2429 nt
Organism: Xylona heveae TC161
Lineage: Eukaryota; Fungi; Ascomycota; Xylonomycetes; Xylonales; Xylonaceae
Product: major facilitator superfamily transporter
Exons: 6
Coding region: 230-2023 (597 amino acids)
Biological process (GO): transmembrane transport
Cellular component (GO): membrane
Molecular function (GO): transmembrane transporter activity
Source: RefSeq, a predicted model, not a curated record
CAAUUAUAAAUUAAUAUUUCCCUUUUCGUUGCACCUGCAGAAAUCGAUCAUUACAUCUAGCUCACGUGUAUUGCCUGCCAAGACAAUUGCGGAUCUGGGCUUGCGGUGAGCCACCGAUUGCAUGUAUGACGCAAAUCCAAAAAGUCUUGUAGUAGCUUUGGAAGUCAACUCUCGGGAGCUUCAGAUCAAUCCUGUAAAUAAUCUGUGGUUGCGAAGAUAACUUCCAGUCAUGGGCUCUCAUCACAUACCUGCGGUCGCACAUUUGCGACCGCCAGAAGCUGCCAGCGAUGGAUAUUCUGGCCAAAGGAGACGCACGUCAUUUCAAGCUGGUAGCGACUUGGAUGACAUGCAAAAUCUAACGCGAAAUGCUUCAGCGAUCAGUGGCCAUCGCGAAGACGGCAAAAAUCAUCAUGUGUCGACCUAUGAGCUUAGAGAUGUUCAAAGACCAGAAGCCGCCAGGACUGGACCUUCAUCUGCAACACAGGCAGCGGCAGUCGAGUUUAGCAGCAAUCCGUCUACACGGCCGCCAUCGCCAAAUGCUGAUUCAGAGAAUCCAUUUCCGGAGGGGGAUAUUCAACCUUCUACAAGAUAUCCCGAAAUAGGAACAAUCAAAUCCUGGAGAGGGAUUCUAAUUCUCAUCAUCACAGGUGGCUCACAACUGCUAGACAACGUCUACAUGACUGGUGUUAAUAUUUCUCUGCCGGCCAUACAAAAGGAAAUGGAUGUGCAAUCUGGGGACCUACAGUGGAUGAUUUCGGCAUAUACUCUAACGUUUGGUGGCUUCUUGCUUUUAGCCGGAGUUCUUUCCGACAGAUAUGGUCGAAAGCAUAUGCUAUGUGCUGGCUUAUUCUGGAUUACGGUGUGGUCCAUCGCCACGAGCUUGGGGACAUCGUAUAUUCAGCUCACGAUAUUCAGAGCACUUCAAGGUAUUGGAGCGGCCAUGACCGUUCCGUCUGCCAUUGGUAUAAUCAGCUCCUACUUCGUCACGCACGAGAGAACACGGGCACUUUCAAUCUAUGGAGCAGCUGGUGCCAUUGGAUUCUGCACUGGUCUCAUCUUUGGAGGGUUCUUGACGUCGUCACUCGGAUGGAGAUACCUGUUCCGUCUCUCUGUUGUUAUCACCGGCGGCUUGGCUAUUGCAGGAUUCUUCAUCCUUCCGCGGGACCGCCUCGAAGGGGUCGAGAAGCCACGCCUUGAUAUUCUUGGAGCGGCCGUCUCUACAACUGGACUGAUUCUUCUUUCGUUUGUCCUGUCAAGCGGCGGCGUAUACGGAUGGAACAAGGCAUUUAUUAUUGUUCUGCUAAUUGGAUCAGUCGUUUUGAUUGUAGUCUUUACUCUGAUUGAGAAGAAAGUCAGAAAUCCAAUUAUGCCCCUAUCUCUCUGGAAGAUUCCAAAUUUUGCGGGAUUAUGGGUCUCUGGCUUUGUCAUGUACGGCAGCUACCAAGCAAUCAUUUACUACCUGGUUUUAAUCUCCCAGGAGGUUAAUGAGCUCUCAGCCGGAGAUACGGCUGUUCGAUUCUUGCCCAUGGGCGCUGCUGGUUUCAUCACGUCCAUGUCUAUGAGUAAAGUUCUUGAAAAGGUCAAGGCGAAAACGCUGAUGAUUGUUGGAAUGCUACUCUGCGUUAUUGCGCCUAUACCAGGGUGCCUCAUCUCUGAAGGAGACAUCAACUUCUGGAAACACACCUUUCCGUCCUCAGUAAUAAGUGUAAUAGGCGUUUCGAUUGGAUAUUGCACAGUCACGAGUAUUAUGCUUGCCAGUGUGCCUUUGAAUGUGAAGAGCCUGUGUGGCGGAAUGGUCAACACUGCGUACCAAAUCGGCUCUGGAGUCGCUCUGGCCUUGGCUGCCGCAAUUGUUCAAGCGGUUGAUGUCGACAAGGGCCACGGAUUGAUAAAGCAAUAUAGUACCGGUUUAUGGUGUUGCGUUGGCCUUGCGGGCAUCGGCCUCUUAGCCUCCAUUUUUGCCAUCAAGGGCAAGUCGCUCGGAAUAUCUCAUGAAGAUGACGAACCACUAGCUAUGCAUUAAGGGCACCGUGUCCUGUAUUUGACCUAUAUGGGCUAGAUACAUUAAUUGUACAAUAACAGGACAAAGCUUUAUCCAUUCGAGAUUUAUCCCUGUUUCAUCUCCCUCAACUCGUUCGCGUCAAGUCGUUUCAUGAGCUCUGCGCAUCUUCUUGUAUCUUCUCUUGUUUCCGGAUACAGGACAGCUUGCUGUGCUACCCACCUUAGCCUCUCUAUCCAUAGCUGCCAUCGGCCUUUGCUCAGGCGUUGCUCUUCUUGUGGCCACAAAUCUGUUCGGCCCGGACCAAAGUAUCUCUCAUCACUAAUAGAUUUAUGUGUCCGAUGUCCGACAAUUAGUAACCAUUGAGCAGCUGCCGGUAUCCUCUCGUGCCAGAAUAUCUUUAGCUAGUGUCUUUUCAAAAAAAAAAAAA